This is a messenger RNA of Pomacea canaliculata, 6963 nucleotides long. RefSeq lists its product as uncharacterized. NCBI's taxonomy places the organism in Eukaryota, Metazoa, Mollusca, Gastropoda, Architaenioglossa, Ampullariidae. The record is from RefSeq and is a predicted model, not a curated record.
CCUGUCCAAUAGAGGGCGCUGCGAGGCCUCCCUGUUGUUGAUACGCUGGUCUAGUUCGUGCUUGAACGAGACGACAGGUAUGUUAGUCAUUCGGCAGUGAGCUGUGACUUACAUGUGUCGUCAUUUUCUGUGUUCCUACCUCGAAGGAGAAAAAAAACACGAAUACAUUGUCAGAUGAAGUGACAGUCAUUUUCAGCCAGAUUCUGUGAGUUUUUGGUAAUGGGCUUGUGACUGCACAAUUCUGAUUCAAGGACAAUGUGAACAUUGAGCUGUGCAAGGUUUUGAUAAAGGAUACUUUGCUUCUCACCUAAAUCUUGGAUACAUUUAAUGGACAAUCAAGGCUGAUGGAAGAGGUUGGGAAUGGCUUGCAGAACUGAAAGUUAACAGAUCAGGAAGUUUUCAUUCAACACUUUGCAGAUGAUUUAGCUGCAGAGAGCAGAAUCAUUUCCUUCCAAGCCAGAUCAGGGUUGCCUGUUAUAAAUAGUACCUCAGAACAACUAAAGGCCCACCAUGGAAGCAAAUUAUUUCAUUGUACUUUUCACCCUUGGAUUAUUUCUCUUACAAGACACAGCUGUAGCUCAGGAGACGAUAAAUGUGAAUAUGAAUGGAAAAGGGUGUGAUAAUCCUGAUGGUUACGUAGUCAAUGAUAAUCAGAUCUAUUCUCUGUAUUACGACUACUCGCCACAAAUCCAAGGUAGCAGGGACCACUGUGACGUGUCUCUGCGUACUUCCCUAACAAUUCGCCGACUAAAAUACUACGUCACCACACUAGACCUCUUGGACUGUGGUGUUGAAAUUUUGGUGUACUACAAUCCUAGCAUAUCUGCAACACCAACGAGAAAAUUGAGCUGUAAUGACGACAAAAAGCUGCCAAUUACUGAGACUUCAAACUUCAACUCACUGAAGUUUAGUCUACGGAAAACAACGUCACAAGCAAACACCAUAAGGAUUUUGAUCAGAGUCACUACAGAUCAUGGACCAGACAUAGGUUUGGUGAAGGGGGAGUCUGAGUUCUAUGAGACACCUCUGCAGCCUGGUGCCAUAGCAGGCAUUGCCAUUGCUGGUGCUAUAAUUGUCGUUGCCCUGAUUGGCCUUGCAAUCUAUUGCUGCAUCAGAAACCGACGGGAGAAUCUUAAACAUGUUGAGGCGAGUGGCGCCCCAUCUGCAUCAAGUGUCUUCACUUCUGGAACUUCCCAGAACAUGUUCCCGGCCAACAACAAGCGUUCCAGAGGAAGCUAUGGCUCCAUGGAAGACGUUCGAAGCACCACCACCUCUUCCACAGGGAAGAAUGCAAAUGCCUACUCCAACAAAGGCUACAAGAUCGAUGGAGACGAGAAGAGCACCAACAACUACUACAACAAGGGUAAGGCCGACUCAGACGAGAAGAAGCCUCACCGACAGAACUCGUACUCCAGGCGCGACAAGAACCAGGGGGGGCACCUCAACGAGGCCUACGAACAGUCGGAUGUAAGUGCCGAUGGCACUGACUUCUCUCGUGGAGAAAGUGGGCGUGCACUGAAAUAUGCUAAAAAUAAGCAAUACAGUCGGACAGAGGAGUAUCAGAUGAGCAAAGUCAACAAGAUGCCUGUCAAUGGCAUUUUAAAGACAAGGUCCAAGUCCCCAAACAGAUCUCAGUCAUCUACAGAGAGUUCUACAGACAACAAUGCUCUGGUGUAUGGAUACAGUCAUUCAAGUAGUGCCCAUCCCAACACCCAGCAUAUUGUCACUGUUGAAAAGACUCGCUCCAGAUCCCACUCUCGUGGAUCACGAUCUGUCAGGUCAGGAUCCACAGGAUCACAGGGCCGUUCAAGCUCUGCAAGUAGAGCAACAGGAACAUCCCAGAAAAUCUCGCCAAAUGACAGAGCAAGCUGCGGGUCAGCAGAUGGUGAAAGUACCACCUCUGCAACUGCACCGAUUGCUGAUGCUUUCACUAAUGAAAGCAACCAAGAGAAAAAACAGGCCAUACCCUCCACAGAAACCUACAAGGCCAAGUCUGAGGCUUACCAAGGCAAAAAUACUACUGCUAGCUCCAAUAAAGGCAGUAAGGCUAAUAUAAACCAAAAAUAUGUUGGUGAUGUUUCAAGCAAGAACAGUAAAGCUGAUCCAGACAAGAAUGCCAAUGCCUUUUCUGAGAAGCAGUCCAACGAUAACAACAUGGAUACUCGAUCCAUCAGCAGUGUGGACAAUAAGAUUAACCCAGACGAAAAUAAGGGCACCUACUCCAAAAAAAGCCAUAAGGCCAAACAAAAUAAGCCUGACUCCCAACAGGAGAAAGAACUAUCAGGAUAUGUUAACAAGACCUAUGAGGAUUUGAGUACAAAAAGCAAACAUGAUCAUGCUUACUCCAAGAAAGGUCGUAAGGCCAAACAAGUUGGCAUGAAGCCUGACUCCCAACACAAAAAAGAACUGGCAGGACAUGUCAACAAGGCAUGUGAGCAAUCAGAUGUGAGUGUGAAUAGCACUGAAAUUUCUUCUGUGGAAUAUGGUAGUGCAAAGCAACAUGAUGAGAAGGGGCCCUAUAGUCCAACAGAAAUGAGCAAAAGACCUACCAGCGGUAUCUUAAAGAGAAGGUCCAAGUCUCCAAAUAGGUCUCGAUCAUCUGCAGACAUCUCUUUAGACACAAAUGCACUAGUUUAUGGAUACAGUCAUGGCAGUGGCACCAAUCCCAACACACUUCACAUACCCACCAUUGAGCGGACUCGGUCCAGGUCACAUUCAGUCAGCUCAGGAUCUCGGAGUCGUUCAAGCUCUAUGAGUAAAGUUUCGGGCAAAGACAAGAUGCUGCCAAAGACCACCCGACAGUAUGGUGAUUUGUCAAAUUUUCUUAAUGACAGAGGUCAUAGGUCAAGGUCUCAUUCUCGCAGUGGUUAUCGAGAAAGAAGUGGUUCCAGAACUAGCGAAAAAGAACAGAAGAAGACCACUGGUGGAAAACGAGUCCACAUUCAGGGAGUAGAGAGUGACAUUUAGUUGUUGUUUUUUUUAAUAAUAAUUUCUUCUUAUAUUUAAUGGCUGAUAUCAAAACUGGAUCUGUGUAUUCAUUUACAUUUUAGAAUGUGACAGUUUGUCAUCAAAUACUGUUGUAUGCAGCUGGGUGCAGACCGUGAGCUAUAGACUAUGUGGAGGAAGUCAUUGAAAGAAAAAAUGUUCUUUUCAGUGUUUUGAAAACCUGAAAGGCAUCACAGCAUAUGCCACUGCCCUUCCAUAAUAAUCUGUAUAAGCUUGUAGACUAAAGAGGAAAAACACGGACAACUUUAUGUCAAGAGCAGAGCUAGUCUCAAAUAGUCUUUUAAAAAAAAGGAAAGGCAAAUAACAGGGUCAAGAGAAACAAAUAUAGCAGCUGACAGCUGUAAGUGAUCUGUUUGGUAGUCUUAUUAUUUUUUUAAAUUCAGGAUGUGUUGUGGUUUAAUGGGAUCUUUGUAGGUGAAGAUGGGUGUGCCUGAGGUUGCAGCCAAAACAUAAAUACCAUAUGCCUCACUUGUGUCCUCUGUGCAAGUGCAUUGAUGGUGGAUGGUCUAAAUGUUGAAGUAGUUGGAUAUAUUAGUCUACUGUGGUAAUACUGUGAACCUACAAGCCUGGAUAAUGAAUGGUCCAAUUACAAGAAAAGGGUGUAACUGAGGUCUUGGAUUUUCGUGGCAGCAAAUGGUAAAACAGUCACGGUUGUAUUUGCCAUGUAAGCUCUUUAUUCAAAUAAAAUAUGAAUUGUUUUCAGAAGGAAUGCAAUAAGCAAGAAAAUGUUCUUGUGUGCUGGUCUCCAAGCUUGCCUUUUUUGAUUUUUUUUUUUUUAAAGGCUUUGUCAUUUUGUAGAUGACAGGUAACAGGAAAAUUGGAAAGAAGGGUUUGUUCCAUGAAUGGCUACAUACUAGAUUUCCACCAUUAUGAGGUGGGGCCUUCCUAAAAGUGUUUUGGACACAAUGACCCAUUAUGCCUGAGGAGCUUACAGAUUUACAAAUACAAUUGAAAAUCUAUUGGUGGGAUUAAUGUUAUACUUUUAUAAAUAAUCCUUUUUUUUUUCCUCUUGUGGCUUUCAUAUCCUUACUAUAUAUUUCAACAAAAAUAAAAAUAAAUGUACAUGCAGGUUGCCAAUAUGCCAAAUUUUGUUUUUGAGAAUAUUUAAGUUUGUUUCUGACAUGGCAGUAUAGCCCCAUUUUCUUCUUCUUUUACAAGCAGACACAGAGCAAAGUAGAUAUUAAAAGACUGAAGAUUGUAAGGGUUGCGUUUUGCCAAACUGCACUGAUUUGGGGAUUUAACAUAGAGGUGGCAUCUCAUGGUGGAAAAGUAUAUGUUAAGAUGGUUACUGUUUUGGUUUUUUUUUUUCUACAUACAUAUAUUUCAAAUGUGUGGGAAAAACAAGUUUUGGUGUAAAACUAGUCCAAAACAAGUUGAGGACAGCUCAAUCAAGUAAAUAUGAAUUUGAACAAGUGAUCAGUGCCUUAAGAACAAUAUUUUACAAGAAUGCCCUGCAGUAUCCUCUGCACUACUAAUAGAUGGCAAUAAAUAUUUGCAAUUGCCUCUGUUUUGGCUUAUUCCUCAAUACUUGUGCGGUGUCAUUUCUCCUUAUCCUUCCUUUUCUUCAUUUUGCCAUCUUGCAUUGGUUUUUUGACUUAACAGGAUAAUGAGCCUUCUUCACUGACACUUUUCAGGUGCUGUGAGCCAUGUUGCUUUCCAUUUUUUGAUUUAUGGACCAUGCACGUUACAUGUUCUGUAAAUUAGAUGUUGGAUGAAUGGGCUUCGGUGAAGUCAUCUGGUGAUAGAUGCAUUUUGUGUGACCCUGCAUCUUGGUUCAUGCGUAUUUCUGGACUGCUGUCGCAUUGGCUUCCCAAGUACCGGGAUUGUGCUGUUUUCAACUGUGUUGCUCUACAACUUUCUAUGGGGCUGACUUUGUGAAGGUCACUUCACAGGAAAGGCCAGUUCUGGCGAAAAUGAAGAUCUGUCACUACUCGCCACUUGUGAGAGACAGCCAAAUAUCUUUGCUGACUAGCGUGAAGGUGAUGAGGACUGACUUUAUCUCACCUGUCAGCAACCUCACGCCUUCCACUAGCUACACGCUAGGCUUUGUGCUUUGGUACUGUGGCUAUAACCAUGGCAACGAAAACAAAUCUUUUGUUCUUGACACAUCAUCAUCCCCAUGAGCCCCUUCAUCAACCAUGCCUGUUCCUUUUGGAAUCGCCGCUUGUAUUGUGCAAGCAGUUCAGCAACCUGUUCACUACUGUCAUUUUACACGUUUGUCUUAACUGGAUACAUAUGGAUGAAUAUUUUUUUACAUUUAGCAGAGAUCUUCUACAGCUAUAAUUUGCUUGCAUGUUUGCGGCAUGAAGUUGUCACCCUUAAAAGGUGUGCUCAUGUGCCUAAGUAAAGUACCUUGAGUCUGGCUGAUACUGGAGAAAGGCGCUAUGCAAAUGUGCUAAUUAUUAUUAUAUCCCUGGCAUUUCUCAUUCAGAUUUGUAUGGAUGACAGUUAAAUGCAUGUGCUGGCAUGUGUACUUAAUACCCAUCCUCAUCGACUUAUAAUCUGCAUGAUUUUGAUGAACUUUUUUCUUGCACUGUUUGUUUUUUGUUUUUUUGUUUUUGGUUUUUUUUUUGUAUAUGUGUGUUUUCCUAGAACAAAAUCUUCAUGGAAGUAAUAAUAACAUGAAGACUUGCAUAAUUGGAAUUGUGCACACUGCACACUAUAUUAAAGUGUAGAAUUAAUCAUAAAUAACAUGCAUGGUGUGAAUAAGCACAGUUGUAAAAUUAGAUACUUGGAAGGAUGAGUUACUUAGAAUUUGGCUAAUGGUCAUCAAAUUAAAUAGGCAUGCUUUACAAAUAGGCACAGACGAAUUCUUACUAUUUUUAUGAAUUGUGAGAAGAGAUGCUUUUUUAUGACAAGUUUGAGUAUGUCAGUCAAUUCUUAAGUGAAAUGAAAAAAUUGAAAAUAUGAUGACUCCAUGUUUUCACUUUAGUGAUAGGAAUGGACAAAAUGUGAUCAUGUGACAAAGGAUUUUUAACUCCUGUGAAGGAGUGAGGAGAUACACAAACAUAUAGGAUCAUACAUUUUCAAAUAUUUUAGUGGCUGAAAAUUUAUUGAUGAAAUGCAUGCAUAGCCAGUAUAAAUAAAAAAAAAAAAAAUCACAAAAGUGGUUUGCAUUAAUGUCAUGUAGGGUAAAAGAGUCAGAAGUUUGUUUCCUGUCGCAGUUCUAUGCAAUUUACUUUUUAUAAAUAAAUGGUUUUUCAUAUGUAAAUACCACAAAUCAUUUACCUUGAUAUGUGUGCAUUGUUUUAAACAUGUUAUCCAACUGCACAAUGCAUAUGUACAUAUAAUGUAAAUGAAAGAUUUCAGAUUGUAUUUAAAUAGCUGCUUCUCUGGAAACAGUAUCACACAUUCCAGUACAAAUGUUUUUAUGUAAAACUAGUGUUGUGUAUGAGAAUAUACUUUCUUACUAUUAAAGAUUUGUGAUGUAUUUCUAAUAUUUUUUAAAAUCAAUGCUUUUCAACAUUUUCAGGUAUAAAUAUAAAAUAUAUAUUUCAUUUUUUAAGGUUUUUUCUGUAUAAAAAGGGUUUUCUUAUUACCACUCAGGACUUAUUUUGAAUGUUGACACAGGAUUUCAUCAAUAAUGACAUUUAGUAGCAUGAAAUUUAAUUCUAGGUAAACAGAUGUAAACACUUACAUCUGGUUUAAUAGUGGGAAAGAAUAGCCUAUAAAUUUUUACCCGUCAUACGCAUGUUGCAGAAAGUGACUAAAAUGAGCCUAUCAAAAGGUACAGUUUUUCUGUUUCUGUGUUUAGCUUGAGCUAUCAGGUUCUUAUGAGAAACAGACUACAUUAAACUAUGCUGAAUCUUCCAUAUUGCAGGAGGGGAAGAUUGGGUUAAUAUGUACAGAAAUGUGGCUCAAUUUUUAUGUGACAUUUGUGUGUUGAAUAUUUGCAUAAGUACUCAUUAGAACAAGUAAACCAUGUAUCUAAUAACUUAAAAGUGUAUUUCAAGCUGA